This is a messenger RNA of Corvus hawaiiensis (hawaiian crow), 14777 nucleotides long. It is a transcript of the gene CFAP54, whose product is annotated as cilia and flagella associated protein 54. Lineage: Eukaryota; Metazoa; Chordata; Aves; Passeriformes; Corvidae. The transcript has 69 exons. The record is from RefSeq and is a predicted model, not a curated record. Gene Ontology annotation, biological process: cilium assembly. The coding region runs from base 1 to 9456 and encodes 3151 amino acids.
AUGGCGGAGCCCAGCAGGCCACCCCCCGCCGCCGGCCCGCAGGCCCCGCACGCCGCCUUCUUCGGGCCCGUGGCACGGGGCAACCCGGUGGUGGACAGCUUCGAGGCCGAGCUGCGGCGCGUCCUGGGCUCCCUGCGGCGGCUGCGAGGCGCGGGGGAGGCCAAGCCGCCGCAGCACGACCUGCACCGCCACGGAGCAAAUACUUUGUUUAACAUUUGGAUCAAAUAUAAGCCACGACUACCAGAGUGGUAUUACAAUGAAAGACUUGUGAAAGUUGGUGAUGCCCUUGCGCAGAUCAAAGAGUAUAAGUUGGCACUUCUGCAGUGCUACGAAAGAUACCUUCAGCAGUUCGUUUCUGUAAACCUUGAUGAUGUCAUGGAUGAUGCACAUCGCUUUAAAUCUGCCUUUUUCCCAAAUGGUUUCAGAGACAAAAAUGCAGCACUUACGUUCCAUGCUUUGCAAGCAAGAAAUGUUUGCAUUUAUCAGAUGGUUUUCAGCAGUGACAGAAAUCUUCAGAAUCAAGAGUCCCUGCAGACUUGUCUCAGUGUCUUGACCUCCUUACGACUUACUAUGCAAGUGGCUCUACCUCAGGAGAAUUUGUGUUGGCUUAUCUACAAUGGUGCUAUCCAUAUUUACACCAUAUGCAGACGUUUGAUGAUGAUGGGUCAGUCUGCUAAGGUCCUGGAAUACUUACUGUGGGCCAGUGUAUGUAUGGAAUCAUCCAUUCCACUCUUAUCUGUGCAUUAUUUGACAUGGAGAGCCACCCUGUAUACAGCAGUUUCUCAGUGUUAUUUUGAUUGUCAAGCUGGCAUUCAUGGAGAGAUAUUUGCUCGCCGUGGUUUGAUUAAAAUUGACGAAUUGAGGCAAUUAGAAAAUACCAGUUCUUCUCUCGAAAAUACAGAGACACAGAAGAUUUUUAGAGAGGCCACUCUAAAGAUGUCAGUGAUGAUUUUCAAGAGAGCAGUAUAUGAAUCCAGAAGAAAGUCGAACACUCGACGUGAGUCAAAACUUAACCCAAGAAAAGCAGUAGAUUUGUCGUGGCCUCGCACCUCUACCGAGCAGCUGCUGGUGGAAAUGUUCGAUGGUGCUGCAGCUCAGUUCCUUGCCAUCCUGGAAGCACUGUCUGAUAGUAGCAGGAGUCUAUUGCCCCCUCAUCCACCUGUUCCUGAUGAAAUUGCAAUUCGUGAUGUCACUUCUGAGCUUUUUUCUGCAGGUCUAGAAAUCCUCUCAGGUGGAGAGAGCAGUGGCACCAAGCAUUUUGGUAUAAUUAAUCCAUCAUCUACUCUUCUGCAGUUGAUGCUAACAGGAGAAAAAGGUGUGUCUGGAGAUGCUGCUGUGAAAUUUGUAAAAUUAGCUUUCAGCUAUGAAGAGUGGGACGUGUUUUAUUCUGCUCUUGAAUUUGUUGACAAUUUUCUUCAGGCUCAAGAUGACCCAACAUGGAAGAAAGCUGAAAUAGAACUCAAACUUCUUACAUUGAUGCAACCUGUAAUAUUCCCAGGAAAAUUUGAAUGUUGUUUUUCUGUUAUUGACGAUAGUAGCAAAGAAGGCAGCACACCUCAAGGUUCUGAAAAGACGCAAACAAUUAGAAAGCAAUCGUUAAAGCAUGGAGAUCCUUUUCAUGAUCUUGUGAUUUUGGCAACGACAGUGCUUUCCUGUAUCUCUACAUCUGAGCAGAAUGUCCAUCCUGACAAAGAAAUACUUGUUGAUGUAGUAAUGUGUUUGUGGCAGAAGUGUAAAAUGGAACUUCAGCAAAUCCAAGCGAGUGGAAGUGACUGCUUAGAAUAUAUCCACAAACAUGAAGCUUACCAAUGGGUUCAUAUACUCUGGAUAAUAAAUGAAAUAAUGGAGAAGAGCAACAUAGCAGACACUAAUGUAAUGUUUGCAGAGAUAACACUAUGUCUAGCUGCAAUACUGGAAAAUGUAGCUGAUUCUACAAGUGAAUCUAAGGAAAAAGAAGGAGGAAGUGCCUCUCUUUUGCAAGAUGAAACCUGUGAUAUGCCUGAAAUACUGAUGAAAACUCCUACAGAACAAUUACAAAUUGCUUAUGAAAUUCUCGAAAAAGCAAUUAAUGACAUGAACACAUCUCGGUUAAUGACCCUUUCACGAGAUGGAAAGUCGAUAUUUGACAACUGCUCUAGAAAGGUGGACUCAAAUGAUCAGAAUUUGAAUUCUGUUUUGAGAUGUGGUGAUGAUAAAACAGGAACAGAUAAUAGUUUUGUAACAGAUUUACACUUGGAGCUCAUUCAGGCCCAACAUCGAGUAGCUGUGAAACUUCUUAAAAUUACACAAGGUGCUCAAGUUGUUGACAGAAGUCUUAAGUUUAGUAAAUUUCAGGAGAAGAAUAUUGGAGCUUUCCAAUAUUUAUCAGAAGAACUUAUAAUGAAAAAAAUUAAAAGGAAUAAGCUAUCCAGAGCAAUCUUUUUGAUGCAAAAGGCUGCACAGAAGUUCCCUGAAGAGUUAACUGCUACUUCCCAAAGGCAGCUACUGGAGGAAGCACUAACUUUAAUUGAGCAAGUUGAAGCUGAACAAAGUGCAUUGUAUCGCAGUCUCAAAGAAGCUAUGAGCAGCAGGAAAAAAAGCAGGACUCCUCCUCCUCCUCUGUUACUUUCUAGAUCACAUUGCUCCAUGACAUUUAAACCAGCCCCGUUUGAUUCAGAUAUUCAGGUUUCAUGGUACUGUAUUUUGGGCUCUGUAGCAGGAGGAAGUAAUACAAAAGUAAGGUUAAAUAGCAAUAAACUUCAAAAUUCAGGAGAAGAGAUACCAGCAGAUGGGAAAAGCCUCUUGGAAGUACAAGGCUUAGAUGCCAAUGAGAAAUACGUAUUUGCCGUCGCAGCAUAUUCUUCAGAUGGAAAACUUAUUGGUGAUGCCGUUGGGCAAAUGACUAAGCCAAUUCUUGCUUAUCCACCCCUUUCUGCUACUACUGUUCGAGCAUAUCUAACUCAGGUAGCCUAUCAGACUGGCAACUUUAGAUUGGCCAGAGCAGCAUUUUCACCAAUGUGGGAUUAUUUUGUUUCAAAUUCUUCUCCACUGCCUCCCAACGAAGCUGUUAUUUCUGCAAGUAGUAAUUUGACUAUAUCUGAAAAAAGGUUACGUUUUGAAGCUGUAUCUCAGACUUCUCCUAUUACCUUGCACCUCUUUUUGAGGAAUAUGUUUGCUGUCUCUGACAUUAAUAUCAUGGAAGGAGCGCUCUUCUGUGAUUCCAUCUGUUCCAAUGAGAUAUUUUAUAAGGAGCAAGUUGCAAGAUUAUCAGAAUGUGAAAGAAUGGCUGUGGCAAUUGAACUUAGCAACUGGUUGAACGAUGCAAGUUACUCCCUGCAGUCUGUUGUACAAUGUUACGGCCUCCUCGCCCCACUGAUUUAUCACAAGAUUUUUUUAGUGCCAGUAGUUCAGAUCCUCAUUAAAUGCUUGGCUGUCCUCCAAGAAAUUCCAAGUGCUACUUUGCAAAGGAGACAGGAAGGAUGUUAUGAGAGUAUUCAGCAUAUGAUAGCUUGUAUUUCAUAUCAUACAGCAAAGGUACUACAUUCAUGGAAAGAGUAUGAACUUGCUGUAAUUAUCAUUAACUAUGGGAAAAAAUUGUUGAUCUCACCAACAGUUUCACUCAGCCUGUCAGGAGAUGUGAAAACUAAAGAAACACACACUGGAAAAGAGAAGUGUUCCUCAAGGGCAUCCCAUUUAGCUGCAGUGGCAAAAGCAACAGAAAAUCUGAGUACUCUUGAAACAAGUCUCCUCAAACUGACAGAACCAGGUCCUGGAACACAGCUUACAGGACAGGAAUCUCCUUUGUUCCUCUACCCUGUAAUUUCAUGUUGGACAUCAGAGCGUGCUUAUCGAGAAGUGCUUAAAUUCAGAGGGCAAUCACGUUUCCUUGAGUUCUUUGUUCAACUUUUGCACAAAGUCCUGAAUGAAGAGAAGUUUCAAUGUGUUCUGGAGUGGGCAGACAGUGUGGAAGUUUACUUGAAAAGGAGGAAUGAAGACUUCCUUGGUACUGAUGGAAUUGCAACACAAGCAAGAUCUUUCACUCAGCGAGAUGGCACACGUGCUGCAGGAGUUCAGAAAGGAAAGGAUACCUCACCUUCAAAGAAACCAAAGGCAUCACCUGCCAAGAAACCAAAAAAAAAAGCCUUGCCUAAAAAAGGACCUCUUAGAGAGUAUUUAUUGAAAAAUCCAGAUAUAAUGAAUUCUCCAGAAAAACAAGGGAAAGGCAAGGAUAAGUUGAAAAAAUUAGCUCAUCAAACCUUAGUGAUGCUGCUGCGUAAAUACGUAACCCGAAGUCAGUUUUGUCACAUGUGUCUUGAAGAGAUGCCCUGGAAGUCACAGAUGAAUAUCUAUCUGGCAGUUGCACACUACCACUUAUUUAAAAAGAACCUGGAAGAGCUAUAUAAUGUUGGAAUUAGUGGUUCACAGCAUUUGGACAGUUACAAUGUUUUGGAUCCUGAGAUAUUCUCAUUAAACAAUUCUGGCACUGUACUGGCAAGAGAAGCUGUAGAGGAUAACCUAAGAAAGCCAACUCCUUCUCUCCUUGAAAAGACAGAAACAACCAAAAACCAGUCCUUCACAGAUAAAUCUCCUCAGAACAGAAUUAAACGGAGUCGAACUCCUCGAAGUCCAACAACAAAGGAUACAAAAGUAUCCAUCUCUCAAACCCCCGAAGAAGAGGACCAGUUUCCAUCAAUUACCCUUUUACUGAAGCAUUUUACAAGCAUAUUCUUGCAUUUGAAAAGAGCAGUGGUUCUUGCUCACCGUGGUAGCCACUGGACAUUGCUUCAAAAUGCUUGUCGAGAACUUUGGAAUUAUACUCAGGAAUUUCAAUGGAUUGCUAACCAGUCGCAUUCCCAUAUGGAUGAAUUUCCCAUCACCUGGGAUUUUCUUAGGAACACCAUCUGGUUGCCAUUUUAUUUUGCAUCAGACAUGAUCAUUGAUAUGAUAAUUGACCUACAAGCAAGCAGUUCUCUUAAGAUUGUGGAUCCCGAAGGAGACUUUUGCAUUCCCAGUUGUUUAGGAGGUAUUAUGGAUGAGAAUGGUGGUUCUAAUCUUCAUCCCCAGCCUCCCCUGGAUGAUGUAAAUAUGGUUGACAUGAGAUGGAUAUGUAAUCUGAUUCUUAAAACAGUAGAAUUGUUAUAUCAAAUGAAGAAGUGGGAAGCACUGGUACACAUAGCCAUACAAUUUAACAUAUUUACGCAUGAGCGGUACACAGAACAAGUGAGUCCGCUGCUGGUGUAUGCUCAGAGGCAGCUGCUGGAAAGGAUGCAGCAAUUCAGUGGCCCAGACAGCCGUGAAUCUCAUUUCACAAAACAUCUGGCUGAUGCUGCACAGAAGAUGAGUUGCAGAAACUACAUAGGGUACAAAUUACGGCUGCCCGUUGCCCAUUCUGCCAGUGAAGGCGUUUUUCCUGGAUACUUUUUCAGUCCUGAGACGAAUAAUGAUUCUACAGAUGACAAUCAAGCAAAAGCCCUAGUUUGUGUGCCUCUUGAUGUGAAUGAUACACUGAGAUGUUUUAGAGAAACUCUAGAAAAAUCUAAGUAUCACAGCAGAGCACUGAGACACAGCAGAAAACUACUUUCAUUAUUUCUUGCACACACACAAGAAAAUGCUGGAAGAGCAAUCAGCAGUCACAGCUCUUCAAGCAGAAAGCUGAAAUUUAACGUGGGAGGUGAAGUGAUAUUUCUCCCAGCACCAUGUGACCUUUCUCAAGAAAAAUAUAAUUUCUCCAGUAUGGUUGAGAGUAGACCAAUGCCAAAGUCACAGCUUUCAGUAAUUAUCUCUUCCUAUGAACAAACAAUAGGAAUCCUUGAAAUGAAUAACCAGAGAGAUCUCAAGGUACAGGCUCUACAUGAACUUGGAAAUCUUCACUUUUAUGCUGGAAGCAAAAGAGAUGCUUUUAAAUAUUGGUGUCAAGCCCUUGAUGAAACACUCAACAUUACUGAUGCUCUUCACACCUGGCAAGAGUUAGGUUUUCCAAAAGAUGCUACAGACCGCUUUGCAGUUGGAAGAUCAACUGAUAUGAGUCAGAAACUUCUUUCUCAGGCUGGAGCUUGGGGAUGUUUACAUGCAGCAGUCUUAGUGGCUAAGAUAGCUCAGUAUAUAACAACAUCACAGAUGAGAUUAAGAACAAAGUACUGCUAUUUUUCUGCUAUACUUUUUAAGACCCUGUUUAGAGCUUCUCUUCCACAUCCAACAACUGACUAUGACUUUGUACAGUAUGAAACAAAUAUUCUUAUUCCUGGUAUUGAUUUGUUCUCUGAUCGCUACAGAGCUGAUAUCUCUACUGUAGUUGCAAGUCUGAAUUUCAUUAUGUUUGAACUACAUUGUGCAAAACAAAAUUUAAUAAUUUUACCUCUGUUCACAUUAUACCAAUAUAUUGUGUCUGAGAUUUGUAAGGACCCAGCUAGAUGUAUUGAAGGAAGAAUCUUCAAGAUUAAAGUACUUACAGAUAUAGGAUUUUUUACGGAGGCCUUUCAUGAACUGUCUUUGCUUAUUUGGGGAGAGAGAAUUCCAUGGAAAAUACCAGCAGGAUACAGAUAUAUUGAGCAAAUGCAGGCCUUACAGAAAUUUGAUUCCUCAAAAUCUCUCAUGACUGUUACAAAUUUGCAGGUACUGGAAGAUACAUUUAAUUGGAGUCUGUCUUUAACAGUGGUGCCACUGUGCAACCAACGAAUUAUGAAUAAAUUAACCUUAGCCAAAAUGCAUCUCAUAAUUUGUCUUUCUGCCACAAUAAAUAAUAUACCUGAAAAAGUUGAAAAAAAAGUAUAUUCUGUUGACAACAGCUUGCCAGAGCCAAACAAAGCUGCAGCAUCAAAUGUAAAAGUUGAUGCUGAUCAGAAUUCAAGACAACAGGAACAAAGAGACACAAUAGUGCAUCUUGUUGACUGUAAAGAUGAAUUAAAUAUGGCCAUGCUGAAGGGGAUUUUAUUGACAGAAGCUGAAGAAAGUCUUAGCUAUCUUGUACAGGACAUACAGGAAAAAUAUGAUGGGGACAUAUCUUGGUAUUCUGUGGAAGAUUUAGAGGCUCUUAUUGAGGCAAAACUUGAGCUUGCUUCUAUUUCUCAGCAAAGGCAUCAAGCAGCUCUCAGUGUUGCUUUGGCUUUCUCUGCAAUUCGACUUCUCCAAGAUGCAAAAGUUUUUAGCAUGGAUGUGACACAUUUUCACGAAGAAAAGGAUGAAAGGGAGUGUUUGGGCUCCAACACUGAAGGUGUUCAACUGCCUCCCAGUGUAACAGCCCAAGAGCACAUGAACGCACGUUUGUGGCUGAGGUGUCGAGCAAUGUUAGUGACUGCACUCCUGACACAGAUACAGGGUGUUGGUGAUAUGAAAGGAAACGAUGUGGCUGAGCGCAGAAGCGUGAUAAAAGAAGUAAUAUUAGAGGCAGAAGCCUUUGGUGAUAUUGAGACUCAGGCUGAAAUGAUGGUGCAAGUUGCUAUUCUUGACCUGCAAGAAAAACGUCCUGUGGCAGACAUUAAACUUCUUUUGCAGAAUAUCAUUGGUUUACUCCAAGAGGAUACAUUUAUUUCUCUGCCAGCUUCUUUGACUCUUGUGAAGAGCAUGCUUCUGCUGGCAGACAUACUGCCACUGGAAAUAGUAGAGGAUACAGAACAUUGCUCUUCUGCAGUGGAACCAUUAAACUUGCUUGUUUUGGCACAUGAGCUUACCAUUAAAGCAAUUUUUGUUUGUGGUGAACCCAUUGAACGGCAAAUAGAAGACAGUACAUUGACUUGCCUGGUCUUACCUACAAAGAAUAUCUACCUGCCACAUAUUAAUUUGUUAGCUCAAGUCAAAAUGAAAAUUGGACACAUACUAGCUGAAAAAGUGGCUUCUACAGCUGCAAGAGGAGAUCACUCCCAAUGGCUACAUGCUCUCAGGCAUUUAGAAUCAGCAUUGAAACUUUGCAGAGCAGCUGCAACAAAAAAAUUAGAUAUGGAAGCUGAACUUCUUUUUCAGAUAGGUAAGGUAGAACGCCAGAUAACUGAAACAGGCAAUAACAAGUCAUCUCAAGCUGUUGAAACCCUGUUGGAAGCUAUUAACCUCAGCCAGAAACAUGAUCAAAAAUAUGAGUUAAUAAGGCGGGCAUACCUUGAAAUAGCACUAUUAUAUUUGUAUUUUGCCACAAAUAAUGAGGAUGGGUCACAGACAGAUAAGUUGGUGCCUUCCAAAUCAAGUACCUCUUCUGGAGAACUGUCUUCUGAGGAGGCUGUGAAAUCAGAAGUCUACAAAGUAAAAGCCUGGAUUGCAAUAAGAGCAGCUACACAGGUCAGCAAAGCUGUCCUUGCUUCUCAGCUGUUGAUUGGAAUGAAGAGUCUUAAAGAACAGAGCAUGAAGGAUGAAGUGCAACAGAAAAUCCCAGAAUUUGCUUCUAUGGAUCUUUUUUCUUCAUACAGAGAUUACGUAUCUGGUGGAUACAAUGUUGUCUCUGAAAGUACAGAAGCAUCUUCUGCUGAAAACAAGCAACUCAUGGAAGACAAGCAGAGUGAAAGUGAAGGAACAGAAAGUCCUGUCAGCAAGGCCAGCCAGAAGAAAGAUACAAUAACAUGGGUUCACAUAAUUCGCUACCACAAUCAUUUAAAAAGAAUUUAUAACACAAACCUAUCUGGACCUGGAUCACUUUCUGCAAGAGAUGGACACCUUAGUUCGAUUUCUGACACAGGAAUUGUUCUACGCAUAGCAGAAAUGCAUUCCUUUCUUGAAAAGAAUUUGGUUGAAUAUUCAAUGUGCUGUCUUGAGAAUUUUCCAGAAGAACUACAUGAUACAGAAAUGCCACUCAGUAGUCCAGCUGGUUCUUCAGAGGUGUCUCCUGAAGUUACUGAAAUUACAUCAGAAGUGUCACAAGUGAGAAUAGCUUCUCCAGUUUCUGUCAUUGCAGAAGAAGACAGGCAGACAGAAAGUAGGGCAGCAAGUGCUUCAAAUAAGGAAAUUAACAUUCAGUGGUAUAUUCCUUCUGUGGCAAAGCCAUCAAACGAUACAGAAACUAAGGUUUUGUUGCUUUAUGCUUAUAAUACAAACCCUGUCAAGAUUAGCACCAUCAAGAUUUUCAGUUCAAUGUCUGUGUUUUCAGGCCACUUGUGGAUUCCAUUGGCUAGAAUUAUUUCUUUAAGGGAGAAAUUGUCUGAUCUGAAGGAGCAAGUUGAAAUAUUGAUGCAAGGUUCUAAGAGCUUUUCAACUUCAGUACCUACAAGUUUUCCUCAACAAAGUGAAACUUUGAAAAUAAGUCCUUCAAAUAAACCCAAAAUGAGUGAUGUGAAAGUGGAUCUUGAUGAAAAAACAGAAGAAAUUGCUAAAAGGUGUUUAUCUGAAGUCAGAGCACUGUUGUCUGUUGUUCCAGCCCUGUCCCCGCCAUUAACUAAGAUCCCAUUUGAUGUUACUUUGCAAUCAAUAACAAAUUUGGAAGAUAUGUUUGAUCUUGCCAAUGGCUGUAUAAUAACUGAAGGAACUCUUUUCAGUUGGAUCAUUUCUCUGCUUCACUAACUGCUAUUUUGCAAUAACUUAAUCAGUUAUUAACUGAAUGCUACAGACUUAGACUUAAGUUCUAGUGUUAAUAUAACAACUUCAUUAAUCACAUCAGGAUUUGACUCCUGUUAUGUUUUAUAAUUUUCACUUUUAGCUUAUUUCUAAUUAUUUAAACAUUAUUUGUUUUUAAAAUUAAAAUAAUUUUCUAGAAAUUAAAUAUCUUAAAGUAAUUUCUUAAUAAGAGGAUUUUCUAGCUUUUCAAUAAUUACUUACUGUUUAGAAAAGCUGAAUAGGUUUGUAGCCUUCUAGCACCUGCUAAUAGAUAUUCCUUUUUCCCUGAAGUUUUAUUCUCACUUUUAAAUUGCUUUUGCAGUUAUCCAAAGUUGGUAUUAUUUCUGAAGUUAAGAAUUUUUGGGAGGCCUAAAAUCAUCGCUGAUUUUGUUCUCCUAUACAUCUGUUUGGAAACUAGCAUUUCAGGUUGUUGAGGGUGCAAGUGAUCAUUCAGCUGUCUUCAUAAUUUCAAAGCCUUUUUUUAAAAACAACUACAACAAAUAAACAACUCCCCCCAACAAGGAAGCACAAAGAAUAAAAAUGGUACAAUACAGAAUAUUUUUAAAAAUCAUUCUAAAAAGCUAAGGGAACUUAGCUCUCUGAAUGUUGCUGUAAAUAUUAUUUUAAAGUACUCAAGAAACACAGAUGAGUCCUAACAACAGCCACCUGAGGCAAUAUGCUUGAGAAUAUUCUCCAUCUCAAUCACUGGAGCAUCUCAAAUGCUCCAGUAAUUGAGAUGGAGAAUUUGACAUGAACAAGUGAGUUAGUGGACCAGAGAGGGGCCAUGGCCCUUUGCUUUUGCUCACAUCCCAAAGCCAGGCACUCCUUUGCUAUUUAAUUUGUUUGCAACAAACAGCAAAAAACACCAGGAUAUUUGGGCAGGAAUCCUUUGAGACUUGUCCUAUCACUAGUUAUGUUUUUGUCUUGCCAGGAAAAUUCAGCAUUAAUGGUUAACCGUUCCUGGGUUCAUUUCCUGUGAAAAAUCCUUUAACUUCAGUCAGGCAUUCCCUGUACUGUAGCUGAGUGUUAAAACAAUAAACUUUUUUGAGCUAUUUGGAAAUUGCAGAUUUACCUUGGCUUGUGCUUUUCAGAAAAAUGUUACCUGGUUGAGUGAAAUUUCUUUUAGGGAGGAAGAGGGAGAGAGAGGUAAGAUUCAGCAUAAUGAGUAUCUUAAAUGUGAUCAGUACAGGAAGAAAGGAAGUAAAGUUUUCUCCUAUUUUUCUUCAUUCCUAUAAAAGAAAGAAGACUGGAUAUAUUUGUGUUUUGUGUAGCUGUUUAAAAGUUGUGCUCUUUUUUAUUUUGUGUACUCUUUUCUGGAAUGCUGUAGUUAGAAAAUUAGAAGGAUUAUGAUAUAAUGAUAAAAAGAAAGGAAAAAGUGAGUAAUUGAUAGGGCAGUUAUAUUUGCAAGACAAUUUUAAAACUCAGUUAAUGUGAUUAUUUAACUCAACUGCCUAACAGCCAGUUUGGAGGAGAUAUUCCUUAGCACUAUUCUUUCAUUAAAAGAAUUUAUUGUUCUGCAGUUGUUCAAAAAGCAGGAAAGAUAAAAAUUGACAUGACUCAUUUUUGUUUUAUAAGAAACAAGUAGGAAAUUGCAGUUUAAAAAAAAAAAAAAAGCUGUUCUGUCUUUUGUUGUGCUUUGUAAAAACUGUAAACCUAUCUUUUUCUGUUUGGGGUCACCUUCAGGAUUAUCAUAGGACUUUUAUGCAGCUUAAUUAAUAUUUGUAAAACAUGCUAUAGAACCAGGUGAAAAUGGAAGUGCAGUUCUAUUGCAGACAAGGUGUUUUUUCAGUGCUGCCCGUCUGGACCUUGUUAUAAUUCCUAUACUUGAAAGAGAAAUGUUAUAUUCAUUUAAAAUACAUUACUAUACUUACUUUCUUAUAAUACAUUCUAAAUUUUUUAAAAAGAAAAAUAUUAUCCUUUAAGACAGUGCAGUGAAAUAAUAACAUUAAAAUGUUGACCUCACUGUAUCCAUAGCAGCAGAUUUUAUUCUCAUAAACACAGGAUAAAGUAUGCAAUGCAGGUUUUAGAAGAAAACAUUGGAGAAAACAUUUUUCUUUUAGCAAAUAAUUAAACUCUUUAGUUAAAAUCUGCUUGUAAGGAAGGAAGCUUAUAUCUGAACGGCUCUAGUAAUCACACAGAAAAAAAGUAUAAAAUUAAUUGCAAAGUAAAUUGUGUUCUUGGUUAUGUAUUACAGUAGUUGGGUGGGUUUUUUCCUAACCAGUGAACGGAGACUAAAGCCUUCAAUAUGUGAAACCAGAAUAAAUUUGUGUCAGCACCAUGCUGAAUUAGAUUUUCAUAGAAUAUUUGUCUGUGCCACUGACUCCAAAAUUAAAAAGGAAGAGGAGGAAGGAGGAUUUCACUGUACAAGAAGACCCUCCUGCUAUGGGAAGGUCUUCCCUAUGAUCUGCUCCAUACAACAAUGCCAAAGAGCUACUUACCAUAGUGACAGCUUUGAACCACCAGCAUGUUUACCAAUUCUUUUCAAAUUUUAAUUGAAAUAUUUCUCCAUUCUACAUCUGUGGAAGGAAUGGAUAGUGGUUCCCUAUCUGAUAAAUCAUGGGAUAGGGCAAGGGGGGAGAGAGAGAGACAGAGAGAGGGAGGGAGAGAGAGAAAGAGAAAGAGGGAGAGCACACUGCAGGGAGAAAUUGAAAGAUUCUGAAAAGAAUGACAUUUUAUCUUCAGUGCAUCCCCUUGGGCGAGGGACAAGAAAUACCGGUGCAGAACUAAAGGACAGUAAAAAGAAGUGUUUGGGGUUUUUAAAAUUCUUUCAGUAUUUUCCAUUCUGUGAACUGAAUGAAGCAAAAAUGCUGAGAACAAAACCAGCUUCUGGUCCUAUAAUUAAAAAUUAUAUCAUCAAGAACCUGCUAGAGCUCAAAUUGAAUUUGAACAGGAAGCUUAACAAUGAAAGGUCUGAAUGGAUUUUAGAAUAUUUCAGUUUUCAAAUACUGUUUCAAUAUAGUUUUAAGUUAUAUUGCUGCCUUGAAAAAUGUUGUAUAUUCAAGGCAUUCACAGGAUUUCUCAUGCCUACAAAUAUACAGUAACUUGAAAUUAUUGCUGGAUAAAUUAAUUUUAUGAUGUGGAAAUCAGUAAUUUCACACAGAUUUAUCCAAUUGUAUGUGACUUGUUUUUAAAUUCCACUACAGCUCCAAUUCACAGUCAUUUUUUGUUGUCCAAAGUAUAUAUCUGUUUUUUGGAUGACAUCAAUCUAACAAAAUAAUCCUAGUAAUUACCCUCACUAUGGCUCAGUUUCUUUAUCAGAAAAUAACAGUAAUCCCAUCAUCAGUGAGGGAUUUUAAGUUUUCUGCAUCAACAUUUAGAAAAUAUUUUCAGAUCCUUGAAUGCAAGAGGAAGGGUAUUUAUGUUAUUCAAUCGAGACACACUGUAAAGGGAACAGUCAUUUGUUUCCAAAUCCAUUUUCAGUGAAAUCCAAGAAGGAAGAUUCUUUAAAAGAAUAAUGAUGGAACUAGAAUUGUUAGCUAAUAUGCUGAACUAAUUAAGCCAGGAGAGAGAUCCAUUUAUGCUUGCCAAAGGUUUUCUUUGAGUUAAAGAUACUGAGUACAUCAUUAAACGAGAGAAGUGAAAACAUGAAGCAUAGGUUAAAUCUUUAAAACAGAGUGGGUGAAAGGGUCCAGAGGCAAGUGCUGAAGUCAAAUAUUUACCACUGCAAUUUAAUUUUCCACUUUGAAACCCCAGAGAUAAUUAGAAUUAUUCUCAUUUGUCUCCCAUCUUGGCAUGAUUUAGGAUUCUACUUAAUGUGCAUAGAAAAAAAGAAAGACUGUGUUGAAGCAAAUGGCACCAAAACUCUCAGUGUGGAACCAGAAUAUGCUACCUAAGGAAUAGUCACAAGCUGACAGAGCCAGCCCCAUAGGCCUGUGUGGAGGGUGGAAGUCUGUGAAGAUACGGAGCACCUGCAGGGCUGGUUUAGCUCCUGGCCAGACUUCCAGGGUUGAAAAGAGUAUUUCAGCAGCCACCAAAAAAUUUCAAUGUCCUAGGCAAAGCUCCUUGCUUCUUGGCAGUGAUGCUUGCUUCAUUCCCCAUGGAUUCUGGCAUCAUAUAGCUACUAUACAGCAGAGCUAGCAGGGAAAGUCAAGAUUCUGUCUAUGCUAUGAAAUUACUGUAUACAUUUUAUUAUCAUACAAUGUGCAGUGUAUUAAUUAGCUCUGUUACGUUCCUAUGACUCCACUACCAAAUGAGAUAAUACCAAGUUUAAAAUGGUUUCCAAACUGCUCUAAAAAUGAAUUAUAACCAUAAAGAAACUCAGGCCUUUUUUCCCCUAGUGUCCUGACUGGUCUUACUUCCCUGGAACUCUGUGGUUUAUCCUUCAGAACCUACAAUGAAAACCUCGUUUAUGGGCAAAGAGGAAACCUAUGUAUAUUUAAAAGCAAAAAUGUAUUAGUAUAAUUGAAAUCUUAGCCUAAUCCAAGAAUUGUUAUUAAUCCUAACUAAGUUGUUAAUCCUAAUUCCCUAAUUAUUAUGGGAAAAGAAAGACUACUUCUAUGUUCAAAAAGUUGUUAUAAUAAUAGUAAUAAGACAGUUAAAAUUAUUGUAUAAACUGUUACUACUUUUCCCUCUCUUCACCUGUGUAUUGCUCACAUUUCCACUGCUUUUACAGCCUUGCACAAUUGCUGGGAACGCCCUGCCUUGCACAGGUGGCCUUUCAGUGACAACACCACUCUGGCUUUAAGGGUUGGGCUUCUUGCUGCGGUCCUUUCCCCAAACAGGAUACACCAACAAUGUCCCAGUGGUUCCUUACAAAUACCAAGAAGAAACACAGCACAGGCACUGGCAUAAAAAAAUGCCAGUAAAGGUCCUAUCAGCAGGAAAAACUGAUUUAAUUGAGGGCCUGUUAAAGAAUGAAGCAAAACAUGCUGAUCAUGUUUACUUAAAACCCCCCAAAUUUUUCUUUGCUCAACUUGAGGGCUUGUAAGGCAGGUACUCACCUACCUGUCUGUAACAACAGUUAUGCUCCACAGUGAGGAGAUAAAGAAAAAAGCCAGAGGAUAUGGUUGUGCUCAAGAAAAGGCUUUAGAUUCCCUGUACUGAAGCUAGAACGGGAUAACAAGCAUUGGCCUCAGAAAUGAAACAUGACAGGUUUAGCAGCAAAUUAGGACUAUAAGGUAGAGGGUAGAAGACUUGUAGGAAUGCUGUGGAUCCCUUAACACUCAGCUGAGACGGCAGAUGAUUGAAGAUUUAACUAUGACUAAUGACUGGUUAAUGAGGAUUAAUAGAUGCAAUAAAGACACGAGCCUCAUUGCUGUAGGGAAAUAAAGGCAUUUUGUGUAACAGUG